Messenger RNA from Cannabis sativa, 5503 nucleotides. Its product is annotated as DNA-directed RNA polymerase I subunit 1. The record is from RefSeq and is a predicted model, not a curated record. NCBI's taxonomy places the organism in Eukaryota, Viridiplantae, Streptophyta, Magnoliopsida, Rosales, Cannabaceae. Gene Ontology annotation, biological process: DNA-templated transcription. The transcript has 21 exons. Bases 180 to 5267 code for a protein of 1695 amino acids. Gene Ontology annotation, molecular function: DNA binding; DNA-directed RNA polymerase activity. Gene Ontology annotation, cellular component: RNA polymerase I complex.
GCGAAUUGGAAAGCUUUGGGGUUUGAGUUUGGGUUGUGAAGCGUAAAACCCAAAACCUUAAACCUCACACAAGAACCCUCGAACGUUUCUCUCUCCUCCUUCUGCCGCCAAAACCUUCUUCUUCGCCUUUCCCAUCGUCACCUUCUCACUAUACCACCUUUCUCUUCUCCAGCAUCCUCAUGGCUAACACCACUGAGGGUGCGACGGAGUCAGUCGAGGCGGUUCAGUUCAGUUUCUAUACAGAUGAAGAGGUUCGUAAGCAGAGUUUUGUAAAAAUUACAAGCCCAAAUUUGCUUGAUAAUGUGGAGAGACCCAUCCCCGGUGGACUCUAUGAUCCGGCUUUGGGAUCUUUAGAUGAAAGAACACUAUGCAAAUCUUGUGGUCAGCGUUCAUUUAGCUGCCCAGGUCAUUGUGGUCAUAUUGAUCUCGUUUCUCCGGUCUAUAAUCCCAUGCUAUUCAAUAUCCUUUACAGUCACUUACAAAGAACUUGUUUCUUCUGUUAUCAAUAUAGGUCGGGUCCAAUAGCGGUUAAGAAAUGUGUUUCCCAGUUGGAACUUAUCUUGAAAGGUGAUGUUGUCGGGGCAAAGGCCUUAGAUUCUGAUUUGCCUGACAAGUCUUCUGAUCCAAAUGACAAUGUUGGGAGGAAGAGCAAGUAUGCUGGUGUCAAGAAUAUAAAGCAGCACAAAUGGACCUCUUUUGAGCUCACUGAAGCAAUGACUGUUUUGAAGAACUUUAUGAAGCUUAAACCUAAGAAAUGUGAAUCUUGCGAUGCAUAUAAUCCUAAAAUAGUCAAACCUACUUUUGGAUGGUUUCACAUGGAACCUUAUAAUGAACAAGAUAUUAGAAGUAAUGUUAUGGCGGGAAAAAAAUUAAAAUGGCCACUUGUAGAUGCAGAGUUGUUGCCUGAGGAAGAAAUCAUUCAUGAUUCACCAACUGAAGGUGGUGAUGCUAUCAUGGAUACUCAAGCUACCUCUACAAAGAGUCGUAAAAAAAGUGAAGAGUGCAACAACACUGGUGAGGAAUUCAAACAGAGAAAAGCUUUUACUGGACCUCUGUUGCCACAAGAGGUUAAAGAGAUUAUGAAGCUCUUGUGGAAAAAUGAGGCUGAACUAUUUACGUUAAUUAGUGACAUCCAGAGUCGGGGAGUUGGAAAUAAAGCAGAUCAAUCUAUGUUUUUCUUAGAGACUGUUCUUGUACCUCCAAUCAAAUUCCGCCCCCCGUCCAAGGGUGGUGAUUCUGUGAUGGAACAUCCUCAAACUGUUUUGUUAAGUAAGGUUCUCCAGGCCAAUAUUGAUUUGGGAAACGCUCAUAUUAAUAAGUUGGAAUACUCGAAGAUUGUACGCAGGUGGAUGGAUCUUCAGCAGUCUAUAAAUUUGAUGUUUGAUAGCAAAACAGCUGCUGGGAAAAAAAAUGCUGCUCCAGGAAUAAUUCAGUUGCUGGAGAAGAAAGAAGGCUUGUUUCGACAGAAAAUGAUGGGGAAGAGAGUUAAUUUUGCAUGCCGGUCUGUCAUAUCACCAGAUCCCUAUUUGGCUGUCAAUGAAAUUGGAAUUCCUCCUUACUUUGCUCUAAGAUUAACAUAUCCUGAAAGAGUUACUCCAUGGAAUGUAGCGAAGUUAAGGGAUGCUAUCGUCAAUGGUCCUGAAAUUCAUCCUGGGGCUACACACUAUGUAGACAAGAUGUCUACUAUCAAAUUAGCACCAAGCAGAAGAGCACGUAUUUCAAUAUCGAGAAAAUUACCUUCUUCUAGAGGGGCUAUUGUGCAAAAUGGAAGUAGUUUUGAUAAUGAAUCUGAAGGCAAGUUUGUACAUCGUCACUUGCAAGAUGGUGAUAUCGUGCUUGUCAAUCGACAGCCUACACUUCACAAGCCCAGUAUAAUGGCCCAUGUAGUUCGUGUGUUGAAGGGAGAGAAAACAAUUCGAAUGCACUAUGCAAACUGCAGUACUUAUAAUGCUGAUUUCGAUGGUGAUGAAAUGAAUGUACAUUUUCCGCAAGAUGAAAUUUCUCGUGCAGAAGGAUAUAACAUCUUAAAUGCAAACAAUCAAUAUGUCAAGCCUACUAGUGGCGAACCUAUUCGAGCCUUGAUCCAGGAUCAUAUUGUGAGUGCUGUUCUCCUCACAAAGAAGGAUACUUUUCUAAAUCGGGAUAAGUUUAACCAGCUUCUUUAUAGUACUGGUCUUUCAACUACUAGGUCAAGUGCUUCCUCCAAAAACUCUGGGAAUAAAGUUUUUCUGGCAGAUUUCGAAGUUGAGAUUCAAUCCCUUAUGCCUGCUAUUUGGAAACCAGAGCCCCUCUGGACAGGAAAACAGGUUAUUACUGCCUUGCUAAACCAUAUCACUAAGGGGUUUCUACCAUUUACUGUUGAAAAGAGUGGGAAAAUCCCCCGUGACUUUUUUAACAGUAAAGCAAUUGAUGAUGAAACAAGUAGGAAAAAAGAAGUUGAUAAAGAUGGAGAAAAGGAAUCAAAGAAAAAGAGAAAAGCUGAUCAUUCUGAAUCAAAGAGAAAGGAAGAUUCGAUAAAAGAAAAAAAAUCUGAUAAAGAUGAAUUGAAGAUGAAUGAAGAGCUUGAGGAGGACAAAUUAUUUAUCUAUAAAAACAACUUUGUCCGUGGUGUCAUUGACAAGGCUCAAUUUGCUGAUUAUGGUUUGGUCCAUAUAGUUCAUGAACUCUAUGGCUCAAAUACAGCUGGUGUUUUGCUUUCUGCAUUGAGUCGUUUAUUUACUGUUUUCUUGCAGAUGCAUGGAUUCACAUGUGGAGUUGAUGAUCUUUUGCUAGUGGAAAGUAAAGACAGAGAAAGGAAGAGUUUACUUGAAAAGUGUGAAGAGGUUGGUGAAGAAGUUCACCGUGAGUUUGUUGGGGUCAAAGAUAAUGAAAAAAUAGAUCCCUUUACCCUGCAACAUAAAAUUGAAAAAACUAUUCGUGUAAAUGGAGAAGCCGCCUUGGCAUCCUUGGAUCGGAAAAUGAUUAGUAGACUUAAUGAUAUAACAAGCAAAUCUGAGGAGAUCAAAGGGUUGUUGUCUGUUGGAUUACUAAAACACCCUAGCAAGAAUUGUAUUUCUCUUAUGACAACAUCUGGGGCUAAAGGUGGUGCUGUGAAUUUCCAGCAAAUAUCUUCACAUUUAGGCCAACAAGAACUUGAAGGAAAGCGAGUUCCUCGAAUGGUUUCUGGAAAAACAUUACCUUGCUUUCCUCCCUGGGAUUGGGCAUCUCGUGCUGGAGGCCUUGUAGUAGAUCGCUUUCUUUCUGGUCUUCGCCCUCAGGAGUAUUACUUCCAUUGUAUGGCUGGUCGUGAAGGAUUGGUUGAUACAGCAGUAAAAACAUCUCGCAGUGGAUACCUGCAACGGUGCUUGGUAAAAAAUAUGGAAGGCCUUAAAGUGAACUAUGAUCAUACUGUUCGUGAUUCUGAUGGUUCAAUUGUUCAAUUUCGUUAUGGAGAAGAUGGUGUAGAUGUUCAUCAAACAAGCUUUCUUGCAAAUUUUGAAGCACUGGCAGUGAAUAAAGAAACAAUCUUCAAGAAGUGUUGUCGCCAAUUUGAAAAAUCAAAUCCUUACAUUAAGAAUUUGCCAUCUGUUCUUGAAAAGAAGGCAGUAAAACUUAUAAAAAAGUUAUCAUUGGAGAAAAAUCAUAAUGGCUCAAAUCAGGAUUUAUUGAAGUUAAUGGAGCAUAAGUAUCUCUCAAGUCUUGCUCAACCGGGAGAACCGGUUGGUGUUCUUGCUUCUCAGUCAGUAGGAGAACCAUCAACACAGAUGACGCUGAACACUUUUCACCUUGCUGGUCGAGGUGAGAUGAAUGUGACCCUUGGAAUUCCUCGUCUCCAAGAAAUCCUGAUGACCGCUUCUAAAGAUAUUAAGACUCCAGUUAUGACAUGUCCACUGCAAGAUGACAGAUCAGAGGAAGAUGCGAAAAGUCUCGCUAAUGGUCUGAAGAAAGUCACUGUGGCAGACAUUAUUGAGAGUAUGACAGUAACUGUUAAGCCAUUUGCCCUUGAAGAUAAUAGAAUUUGCCGUAUUUAUAAGCUUAAGAUGAAGCUUUACAAACCUCCAGUUUAUGCUGGUAUCGACACAGCUGACUGGGAAGACACCCUAAGUGUUGACUUUGUUAGGGCGUUGGAGGAUGCAAUAGAAUCUCAUAUAAAGUUGCUCAAAAAAAUUAAGGGAAUAAAAGAUGUUGAAGUAAAAUCUCAAUCCGAGGGUCCAGAUGAGAAUGAUGAAGAUUCUUCCGAAAGAUCUCGACGUGAGGAAGAGGAUGGUGAUGAUGGUGAGGAUGAUGGUGAAGGGUUGGAUGAUUUUGGUUCGGAUGCACAAAAACGAAAGCGACAAGUUACAGAUGAGAUGGAUUAUGAAGGUAGCUCUGGAGAGGAGGAUAAUAAAGAGGAUGUAUCAGAUGAUUCUGAAAGUGAAAAUGAUGAUGGUAACAACAAAGUUGAAUUUAGCAAGGAUGACAAAAGUGGGAUUCUGGAAUCUGAAAAUGGACCACCUGGAAGUCCUUCAGGAGUUGGAAACUUGUCGACGUCAAAAUCAAAAAAAGAAAAGGUCAAAGCAAGAGCCAAACCCAAGAGGAACAGGAGAUUUCUAAAUAAAAUUGAUUCGGACCGACGUAUUAAGUUGAAGGUUACGAAACAGGACUUUAAGAUCCAUUUCAGAAUUAUAGAAGCCCAUAUUCUGCUGGCCCAGAUUGCUCAGAAGGUAGCCAACAAGGUACACUUUGAAAGCUCUGGAAAAUUCGAUCACUGUCAACAAAUCACUUGCAAAGAGAAUCAAGUUAUUUAUUAUGGGAAAGAUGUUAGAAGCAGGGAAGAUAUUCCUCUCAAAGAAAAAGACAAAAUUCCAGCAUUGCAGGCAACUGGGGUAGACUUCAAUACAUUUUGGGAGUUGAAUGAAGUUCUUGAUGUCAGGUAUGUAUACUCCAACAACAUUCAUGCUAUGCUAAACACAUAUGGAGUAGAAGCUGCCAGAGAAACCAUCAUUAGAGAGAUUACAAAUGUUUUCAAGUCAUACGGAAUCUCUGUCAAUAUCCGGCAUUUGACACUGAUCGCUGACUUCAUGACUCACACCGGUGGAUAUCGGCCAAUGAACAGACUCGGGGGAAUCUCAGAUUCGGUAUCUCCUUUCAGUAAAAUGUCUUUCGAGACAGCUUCUAAGUUUAUUGUUGAAGCAGCAUAUCAUAGGGAGGUGGAUGAAUUGGACACUCCAUCUGCCAGGAUUUGUCUUGGAUUGCCAGUUAAGGGAGGAACUGGAUGUUUUGAUUUGAUGCACAAGGUACAACUUUGAUAUUUCCUUUGCCUCUUCUCUUAGUGGUUGUUUUUAUUUUCACUUCACAAUUUUGCCUUGUAAAAUCUCACGAUUUUGUGUUUAGAGAAGUCAUUUAUAUCAUUGAGGUUAUCAUAUAACACAUUCAUUAAUUUAGAGUUUAUAAUUGGAGACGUUCCUAAUAUUAAAAAAGUUAGGAAAUUACUUUGUAUACUCACUUUAUUUUAUCUGUUUUAAUUUUUAUCUUCAUUUUUAUA